AUGGUGCAGCAGGCCGAGAGCUUGGAAGCGGAGAGCAACCUGCCCCGGGAGGCGCUGGACACGGAGGAGGGCGAAUUCAUGGCUUGCAGCCCGGUGGCCCUGGACGAGAGCGACCCGGACUGGUGCAAGACGGCGUCGGGCCACAUCAAGAGGCCGAUGAACGCGUUCAUGGUGUGGUCCAAGAUCGAGCGCCGGAAGAUCAUGGAGCAGUCUCCGGACAUGCAUAACGCCGAGAUCUCCAAGAGGCUGGGGAAGCGGUGGAAAAUGCUGAAGGACAGCGAGAAGAUCCCGUUCAUCCGGGAGGCGGAGCGGCUGCGGCUCAAGCACAUGGCCGACUACCCCGACUACAAGUACCGGCCCCGGAAAAAGCCCAAGAUGGACCCCUCGGCCAAGCCCAGCGCCAGCCAGAGCCCCGAGAAGAGCGCGGCGGGCGGCGGCGGCGGCGCGGGCGGCGGCGCGGGCGGCGCCAAGACCUCCAAGGGCUCGAGCAAGAAAUGCGGCAAGCUCAAGGCCCCUACGGCCCCCGCGGCCGGCGGCGCCAAGGCGGGCGCGGGCAAGGCGGCCCAGCCCGGGGACUACGGCGGCGCGGGCGACGACUACGUGCUCGGCAGCCUGCGCGGGAGCGGCGCGGGCGGCGGCGGCGGCGCGGGCAAGACGGUCAAGUGCGUGUUCCUGGACGAGGACGACGAGGACGACGAGGACGACGACGAGCUGCAGCUGCGGAUCAAGCAGGAGGCGGACGAGGAGGACGAGGAGCCGCCGCACCCGCAGCUCCUGCAGCCGCCCGGGCAGCAGCCGCCGCAGCUGCUGAGACGCUACAACGUCGCCAAAGUGCCCGCCAGCCCCACGCUGAGCAGCGCGGCCGAGUCCCCCGAGGGCGCGAGCCUCUACGACGAGGUGCGGGCCGGCGCGACCGCGGGCGCCGGGGGCGGCAGCCGCCUCUACUACAGCUUCAAGAACAUCACCAAGCAGCACCCGCCGCCGCUGGCGCAGCCCGCGCUGUCGCCCGCGUCCUCGCGCUCCGUCUCCACCUCCUCCUCCUCGUCCUCCUCCUCCUCGUCCUCCUCCUCCUCCUCCUCCUCCUCCUCCUCGUCCUCGUCCUCGUCCAGCACCAGCAGCAGCGGCGGCGGCGAGGACGCCGACGACCUAAUGUUCGACCUGAGCUUGAAUUUCUCCCAAAGCGCGCACAGCGCCAGCGAGCAGCAGCUGGGGGGCGGCGCGGCGGCCGGGAACCUGUCCCUUUCUCUGGUGGAUAAGGAUUUGGAUUCGUUCAGCGAGGGCAGCCUGGGCUCCCACUUCGAGUUCCCCGAUUACUGCACGCCCGAGCUGAGCGAGAUGAUCGCGGGGGACUGGCUGGAGGCGAACUUCUCCGACCUGGUGUUCACGUAUUGA
This is a messenger RNA of Physeter macrocephalus (sperm whale), 1392 nucleotides long. RefSeq names its product SRY-box transcription factor 11 (gene SOX11). Gene Ontology annotation, biological process: neuron differentiation; negative regulation of transcription by RNA polymerase II; anatomical structure morphogenesis. Bases 1 to 1392 code for a protein of 463 amino acids. The record is from RefSeq and is a predicted model, not a curated record. Gene Ontology annotation, molecular function: DNA-binding transcription activator activity, RNA polymerase II-specific; RNA polymerase II cis-regulatory region sequence-specific DNA binding. Lineage: Eukaryota; Metazoa; Chordata; Mammalia; Artiodactyla; Physeteridae. The transcript has a single exon.